AUGACAGUUCCAAAGAGAUUUGAAGGGUUUGCUUACAACGAAGAAAACUGGAAGCAAUUGCGAAAAGUUGAAUUUGAACCAAAAAAGGUUAAUCCUGAAGAUGUUGUUAUCAAGAUCGAAGCUUGUGGCUUAUGUGGAUCAGAUAUUCACACUUUGAAAGGUGAUUGGGGGUCAGUUGCAAGAAAGGACUUGGUUGUUGGUCAUGAAAUUGUAGGAAAAGUUGUUCAAGUUGGUAAUAAUGUUAAGAAUGUGAAGGUAGGUCAAAUAGCGGGCAUUGGUGCCCAAUCUAAUUCAUGUCUUCAGUGUGACAGAUGUCUUGAUGACUACGAGAACUAUUGCACAAAGAUGGUCCCAACAUAUAAUGCACUAGAUCCUCUGGCUGACAAUUAUAUCACGCAAGGUGGUUAUGCCAAUUAUGCAAUUUGUAAUGAACAUUAUGUUUUCCCAAUGCCAAAGGGAAUCUCAUCAGGUGAAGCAGCACCAUUAUUAUGUGGCGGACUUACUGUUUUUUCUCCUCUCACCCGUAGCUUAGGUUAUGAUAUGACAGGAAAAAAAGUUGGUGUUGUUGGUAUUGGUGGGUUAGGUCAUAUGGCUAUCCUUUUUGCCCAAGCUCUCGGAGCUGAAGUAGCUGCUAUUUCGAGGUCAUCAGCUAAGAAACAAGAUGCCAUGAAAAUGGGAGCUACCAGUUUUAUUGCUACUGGUGAAAAUGAAAAUUGGACAACAGAUCAUGACAGUGAAUUUGAUUUGGUAUUGAACUGUGCUUCUAAUUAUAGUUCUCUUGACUUUAACAGUUUAGCACAGAUCAUUAAAUUCAAGGGUGAAUUGAUUAUUGUUGGUGCGCCUUCUUUGGAAGAAGGCCUUGAAAUCCUGGCUUUUCCACUUAUUUUAAAGAAAAUUACCAUUCUGGGUUCCGUAGUAGGAAGUAGAAAAGAUGCUCUUAAGAUGAUAGAUGUUGUUGGUAAGCACAAAUUGAAACCAUGGGUUGAAGAAAUUCCUAUCAGCUCUGAAAAUAUCGCAAUAUCCUUAGAGAAAUGUGACAGUUCUGAUGUCAAGUACCGAUUUGUUUUCACAGAUUUUGAUAAGGAGUUCCAAUAA
Debaryomyces hansenii CBS767 is the source of this 1095-nucleotide messenger RNA. Its product is annotated as NAD(P)-dependent alcohol dehydrogenase. The transcript has a single exon. Gene Ontology annotation, molecular function: alcohol dehydrogenase (NADP+) activity; zinc ion binding. NCBI's taxonomy places the organism in Eukaryota, Fungi, Ascomycota, Pichiomycetes, Serinales, Debaryomycetaceae. The coding region runs from base 1 to 1095 and encodes 364 amino acids. The record is from RefSeq and is a predicted model, not a curated record. Gene Ontology annotation, biological process: alcohol metabolic process.